This is a messenger RNA of Colletotrichum higginsianum IMI 349063, 1455 nucleotides long. Its product is annotated as 1,3-beta-glucanosyltransferase. Bases 1 to 1455 code for a protein of 484 amino acids. Gene Ontology annotation, cellular component: fungal-type cell wall; cytoplasm. Lineage: Eukaryota; Fungi; Ascomycota; Sordariomycetes; Glomerellales; Glomerellaceae. Gene Ontology annotation, biological process: fungal-type cell wall (1->3)-beta-D-glucan biosynthetic process. The transcript has 2 exons. The record is from RefSeq and is a predicted model, not a curated record. Gene Ontology annotation, molecular function: 1,3-beta-glucanosyltransferase activity.
AUGCUUGUUCAAACUGCCCUCGUCGCAUUGAGUGCGACCCUGGCUGCCGCCGUCAAGCCCCUCACUGUCAAGGGCAAUGCCUUUGUCAACGAUGCUGGCGAAAAGUUCCAGAUCGUCGGUGUCGAUUACCAGAUCGGCGGAAGCGCUGCCUAUGACCCCGUCCACAACCGCGACCCUCUCAGCAACGGCGAUGUCUGCUUGCGAGACGCUGCCCUGCUACAGCGCCUCGGCGCCAACGCCAUCCGGGUCUACAACCUCGACCCCAACCUGAACCACGAUGCUUGCGCCUCCAUCUUCAACGCCGCUGGCAUGUACAUGAUCCUCGACGUCAACUCGCCCCUGCCCGGCGAGAGUCUCACCAGCGUGGAGCCCUGGACCAGCUACUACGCUGCCUACCUGAACCGCACCUUCGCCAUUGUCGAAUCCUUCAAGAGCUACCCCAACACACUAGCUUUUUUCUCUGGCAACGAGGUCAUGAACGAUGUCAAGACGGCCGAGUUCGUUCCUCAGUAUCUGCGCGCCGUCACUCGCGAUCUGAAGAACUACGUCUCCAAGCAUGCCGACCGCCCCAUUCCUGUUGGGUACUCGGCCGCUGACGUCCGCGAGAUCCUUGUCGAUUCCUGGAACUUCCUGCAGUGUGCUGAGAACGGCGACGAGAAGGAUCCUAGCCGUAUCGACCUCUUUGGUCUCAACUCGUACUCUUGGUGCGGCGACUCUGACUUCAAGAAGUCCACCUACGACCAGCUCGUCUCAGACCUGAAGGAGUCUUCCGUUCCUAUUUUCUUCUCCGAGUUUGGCUGCAACCAAGUCACACCUCGUGUUUUCACUGAGAUUGGCGCCAUCUACGGCCCCGACAUGAAGGAUCUCUUCUCGGGCGGCCUCGUCUACGAAUACAGCCAGGAGGACAACAACUUUGGCAUCGUCAAGGUCAACGACGACAAGUCUGUCGAGCUGCUGAUCGACUAUACAAACCUCGCCACCCAGUACAAGAAGGUCGACUUCAAGUCUCUCCAGGCCGAGAAGGCGCCCGCCAACUCCCCCAAGCCUCCCAAGUGCGAAUCGUCCCUGAUUAAGGAGAAGGGCUUUAACAACAACUUCACUCUGCCGGAUGUUCCCCCCGGAGCCCAGGAGCUGAUCGACAACGGCAUUAAGAACAAGCCUUCCGGCAAGAUCAUCUCCAUCUCCGACUGGACCGUCAAGCACAAGGUCUACGACGUUGGCGGCAAGACAGAGAUCACUGGCCUCGCCGUUUCGCCACUCGCCGACUCUGACGCCAACACUCCCGGCACCAACACAGGCGGCUCGACUGCUCCCGCCGCCAGUAGCACUUCCACUCCUACCGGUACUGGCACUGCCUCUUCUUCCACCCCGUCGACGAGCAACAACCCUGCAGUUCCGUUGCGCCCCAAAGUCGCUGCCAUGGCCGCGCCUCUGCUUGCUCUCCUUUUUUUGUAA